This is a messenger RNA of Drosophila biarmipes, 2113 nucleotides long. RefSeq names its product alkaline phosphatase 4 (gene Alp4). Gene Ontology annotation, molecular function: alkaline phosphatase activity. The record is from RefSeq and is a predicted model, not a curated record. Gene Ontology annotation, biological process: dephosphorylation. The coding region runs from base 211 to 1983 and encodes 590 amino acids. NCBI's taxonomy places the organism in Eukaryota, Metazoa, Arthropoda, Insecta, Diptera, Drosophilidae. The transcript has 4 exons.
UAGUCGCUAAUUGGGAUCCACUCGGGACAGAACCUCAGACAGCCCCGCGACGAGGCAACCGUUCCGCGCACUUCCUAAUCCACCUCGAUGGCCUGCUGAAGGAAUCUGCGCCUCGAGCUGAGCUGUGAUACAAACCCAUUCAAACAGAAAUCGCCUCCGAUCCGAAAAUAGUCGCCCUCAAUUGCUCGCGCUUAGUGCGUCUUUAGAGAAAUGCAUUCCCUGGUUUUGCUUGGACUUUUGUGCGGAGGCCUGGUGGCUCUCAGCUGGGCAGCCGUCACGACCCAGCCGCCCCCACUGAUUCGGACUCUCAGCGCUGGCGGGGACAUAGGACCCCAGUUUGAGGUGGAAAAAGCCAAGGAACCCGAAGACGCGGAAUUCUGGUACAAAGUGGCUCUGGGCCAGCUGGAGAAGACCAUCAAGCAGGCGCAGCGGGUGAAGGAGGACUCCUACCGGAAGAAGGCCCGAAACAUCAUCAUCUUCAUUGGGGAUGGCAUGGGAAUAUCCACAAUUAGUGCCGGCCGCAUCUACAAGGGACAGUAUCUGAAGCACGGCCACGGCGAGGAGGAAACUCUGGUCUUCGACGACUUCCCAAACACUGGAAUGGCCAAGACCUACAACGUGGACAAACAGGUUCCGGACUCAGCGGGCACGGCCACGGCAAUCUUUUCCGGCGCGAAGACCCACUACGGAGCCAUCGGAACAGAUGCCACUCGCUCGAAGAAGAACGCCCAGCAAGGCAGGAUCCAGAACGUAAUGGAGUGGGCCCAGAAGGCGGGCAAGCGCACGGGAAUCGUCACCACCACCAGGAUCACCCACGCCACGCCUGCGGCCACCUACGCCCAUAUUUACGACAGGGAUUGGGAGUGCGACACGGAAGUUCCCGAGGAGUCGAAGGGCAUUCAUGUGGAUAUCGCCCGCCAGUUGGUGGAGAAUGCUCCGGGAAAUCGUUUCAAUGUCAUCCUGGGAGGAGGAAUGUCCCCUAUGGGCAUCCUGAACGCCUCGGAGGUGAAGACCACGAUUUUCGAAGGACCUACGGAAAACAUUUGCACGCGUGCCGACAAUAGGAAUCUACCUGCCGAGUGGCUAGCCCAUCAUGCCAAUGAUACAGUGCCCCCAGCUUUGGUCCACAACCGCCAGGACCUGCUCAAAGUGGAUGUUAAGAAGGUGGAACAUUUGAUGGGUCUGUUCCGGAACAAUCACAUUACUUACUCCGUGGCUAGAGAGGCGGGCGAACCUUCGCUGCAGGAAAUGACCGAGACCGCCCUGGGAAUCUUGGAAAGGGGCGAUGAGUCCAACGGAUACGUGCUCCUCGUGGAAGGAGGCCGCAUUGAUCAGGGUCACCACAUGAACUACGCCCGCGCGGCUCUCCACGAACUGUAUGAAUUCGAUUUGGCCAUCCAAGCAGCUGUGAAUAACACGGAUCCCGAUGAAACUCUGAUCCUGGUGACGGCUGACCACUCCCACGCGGUUACCUUCAAUGGCUAUGCCCUCCGAGGAGCCGACAUCCUGGGGGCAGCCAACUCGCACGAGAAAAACGACCCCAUGGUCUUUGAGACCAUCUCGUAUGCCAAUGGUCCUGGCUACUGGGAUCACUUGGCCAAUGAUUCGAGACCUCAAAACAGCUCCAAUAUGUGGAUGCCCUUGAAGCAGUUCACGGAGGAGGAGCGGUCCUCCCCCACUUAUCGCCAUUUGGCCACUGUUCCCAGAAAGGAUGAGACCCACGGCGGUGAGGAUGUGGCUGUCUUUGCCUACGGACCCGGUUCCAGUUUGAUUCGCGGGGUCUUCGAGCAGAACUAUUUGGCCUAUGUGAUGAGCUAUGCGGGCUGCCUUGGUCCCGCCAAGGAUUUCGAUGAUUCCUGCAAGGAUCACAAGGAUGAUGAAAAACCCAAGCUUAGCAAAAGUAGUGCCACCGUAUUGGGAGUAUCCUCGAUUACCAUUGUGGCUACGGUCACAGCGGCCUUUCUACGCGGUCACAUGCUGUAAUUAAAGUUGUUUUGAUUAUAUUAAUUGUAAUUAAAGAUUAUAGUCUUACGGAUUGUUGAGUUGAAUGAGAGAAAGAGCGAGAGGAAGGAGUGAUCGUUGAUUUUUACCAAAUAGAUACACUUAAAAAGUA